Molecule: messenger RNA, 1931 nt
Organism: Juglans microcarpa x Juglans regia
Lineage: Eukaryota; Viridiplantae; Streptophyta; Magnoliopsida; Fagales; Juglandaceae
Product: transcription factor ICE1-like
Exons: 4
Coding region: 184-1788 (534 amino acids)
Biological process (GO): regulation of DNA-templated transcription
Cellular component (GO): nucleus
Molecular function (GO): DNA-binding transcription factor activity; protein dimerization activity; sequence-specific DNA binding
Source: RefSeq, a predicted model, not a curated record
AAAAAAGCCAAAUCCCUUCCUAGUUUCCUUCUACAACGUUCCGCUUUUUCUCUGCCUUUCCCUGCUGCUCUAACUCCCAACCCCACCAGUCGUCACCACCUCAUUUUCCUUCAGUUUACGGAGAAAAAUCCCUCCGGAGAAACCCACUGAAGCACUCGUUCCAUAAGAAAGAAAGACCUCAAGAUGCUGUCCAGAGUAAACGGCGUCUGGAUGGAUGAUAGAGAGGACCAUGAUCCUGCUUCGUGGGCCAGAACCACCAACGACGCUAACACCACCAACAGUUGCGGUGUGGCAGAGAAGAACGAGCACGACUUGGGUUCGCUCUCCACCUUCAAGUCCAUGCUUGAAAUCGAAGACGACUGGUAUAAUAUGGCCAAUAAUACUCUCCAAAGCCACACUGAUAUCAGAGAUUUAACUUUCUCUCCCAACCUUGCUGACCACCCAGACAAUCUAUUGCUAAACCCAGUGGACUCCUCCUCUUCUUGCUCUCCAUCUUCCUCUGUUUUCACCAAUCUCGACCCCUCUCAAGUGAAUUACUUUUUGCCUCCCAAGCCCACUUUGUCCUCGCUAAUUAACGGCCUCUCGAGCAAUCCUUUAGAGAAUGGAUUUGAUUUGGGAUGCGAGGUUGGGUUUCUUGAAGCCCAAACUUCCAAUGCUUCCACUCUGCUGAACAGGGGAGGUGGGGUUUUGAGCAACUUCUCCGAUUUGAGCACCAAUUCUCAGAUUAAUGCUCCCAGUAUAUGCUCGGGCUCCCAACUUCGUCUGCCAAGUUUUCCCGAAACAGGUGCUGGGUUCGUGGGGUUUAAGGGUUUCGAUGGGGGUUCUGGGAAUGCCCUGUUUAUGAACAGGUCUAAGAUUCUGAGACCCCUCGAGUCUUUCCCUUCAAUGGGCGCGCAGCCCACUCUUUUCCAAAAGAGAGCGGCUCUAAGGAAAAACAUAGCGGAUAGUAGUGGCAAUUUGUCGAUUUCGACUUCGGUUGAGGGAGAUAAGGGGAAGACAGAAACCCAUGAACCGGGCGAGGGAAAGAGGAAACUGAGCAAUGGGGAUGAUGUGGAAGAUGCUAGUUUUGAUGGCUCUGGUCUGAAUUACGAUUCGGAUGAGUUCAUGGAGAACGAUAAGGCGGAGGGCAAUGCCAAGAACACUGGCGGGAAUAGCUCCAACGCCACUAGUACGGUUACCGGUGGAGGAGAGCAAAAGGGGAAGAAGAAGGGCCUCCCUGCUAAGAAUUUGAUGGCCGAGAGGCGCCGCCGGAAGAAGCUUAAUGAUAGAUUAUACUUGCUGAGGUCCGUGGUUCCCAAGAUUAGCAAAAUGGAUCGGGCUUCAAUCCUUGGUGACGCAAUCGAUUACUUGAAAGAACUACUGCAAAGGAUUAAUGACCUCCAUAACGAAUUGGAGUCGACCACUCCUGGCUCUUCACUGACACCUACCACAAGCUUCCACCCUUUGACUCCCACUCCACCUGCCCUACCCAGCCAUAUCAAGGAAGAGCUUAUUCCCAGCUCGUUGCCCAGCCCAAAUAGCCAAGCUGCAAGGGUGGAAGUUAGGUUACGAGAAGGAAGAGCUGUAAACAUCCACAUGUUUUGUGGGCGCAGGCCUGGUCUCUUGCUCUCCACUAUGAGGGCUCUGGAUAACCUUGGAUUAGACAUCCAACAAGCUGUCAUAAGCUGUUUCAAUGGCUUUGCUAUGGAUAUAUUCCGAGCUGAGCAAUGCAAGGAAGGGCAGGACGUCCAUCCUGAGCAAAUCAAAGCAGUACUUUUGGACUCUGCCGGUGUCCAUGGAAUGAUGUAGUUCGAAAGUUACGACUCAAGUUUAAGCAAUUACUCUUGAAUUAGUGAAUUAGGAGGCUGGUAGUUAGUCCUCAAUCACAACUGCAUUUAACUGAAAAUCUGUAGUCAACCUUUUAUCGUCGUUGAAAUAAUUGCCCUAUUUUU